GAAGUUUUUCACAUUUUUCAACAAGUUUAAUUUUAAGUAACCUUUCCCUGUGGAUUCGAUCCUGUAAGAUACUACAACGCCUGUAUACUUGCAGGUAAAACUGCACUAGAUUUUUGAUUCAUUAAUUCGAGUCAGAUUUUAGUCGCAUCAGUCACCACCAUCAAUCCAGAUCCUCCAGAACCUUCGAAUGCUCAAUCUGGAGGAUUGUCUUUUAGGAGAUGUGUCGGCAAUUGGAACCCUUGGAAACUUAGAAAUUCUUGGCUUUCCUAAUUCCAAUGUUGUAUUGCCACGGGAAAUAGGAAAUCUUAGUCGAUUGAAGUUACUAGAUAUGAAGGGAUAUUAUUCUAAAAAGCGAAUUGCAGCAGGUGUAUUUUCUGGUUUAUCAAAACUAGAAGAAUUGUACGUUGAAGGAUUCACGAAUUGGGGAUGUACGACUAUGAUGGAAGGAAAUGGAGAAGUGACAAAUAAUAAUGCAAGCCUCACUGAACUAAUUCCUUAUUCCAAUCAACUGGUGGUUUUAGAAAUCAGUGUACCAAGUAUUUGUUGCUUGCCAGAAGAAUUGGACUUCUGUAAUUCUGAUUUCAGAUUUAAUAUAAAUGGUAGAGACGAUGGGAGGUAUUUAUUUGAAAAUACUUUGGGACUCAAAAUAGAGGAUGCAAGUGAUCUUGGGGAACACCGAACAUUUCGUUCACUGUUGAAGAAAGCUGUAGUUUUGUGGUUGGAUAUUGCAAAAAAUUCAAAACAUAUUUGGUUUGAGAAAGAGCAAAAAAGAAUUUUACCAUGCACCUUGAAGGAUCUAAAAAUUUCUAGAUGUGAAGAUUUAGAAUAUCUACUUGAAGGCGCAUCGGAUGUUACUCCACCUAAUACCUUCCAUCUCCUGGAGUCACUAUCAUUAAAUAACUUACCAAGGCUCAUUGGCAUCUGUAAUUCCACGGAUUCAGUUAAGGAGGUUAUACUAUGGGAAUGCAACUUGAUGGAAAUUAUUAUUCAAAGGGAGUACGAAGCUGGAGAAGAAAGGAGAGUUGAUAUUUUGAGUAGGGAAGCCCAUUCUCUUAAGUGGCCAUCCAUAAAGAAUAUCGAAUUGUCCAAAUGUCCAAACUUAAAAACAUUUGGUUCAGAAGUUAAAAACAGAAGAAAUGAAAGAAAGAUGGAUGCAGAAUUGGAUCCAAGAGCCCAAGAGCCUAGUGCCGCCUCCUCAUCGGCAAGAGAAUCUUCAGGACGUUUUAACCAAUGCAUGGAGUCUUGUGUACCACGUUGCAGGAAUUAUAGUCCAGCCCAACGAAAUAGCAGCUCCUCUUUCGGAGAGAAUAAGCAAGACUUAAUUAACAAAAAGAUUACGUUGACAAAUCAAGGGGAGGAAAAUGUGAGUGAGACUGAAAAUCAAACAAAGAUGUUGUCUCUGUUUCCACACAACUUGAUUGAAAGUUUGGAAAAUCUACAAAAACUUACUGCAUAUCAAUGUGAUUCAUUGGAAGUGAUAUUUGAACUUGAGGGACUAAAUACUGAAGAAAGCAAUAGCUUCAACAAUUUGACAAAGUUGUCGUUAAGAUAUUUAUCGAAGUUGUUGCAUAUAUGGAAGAAAGGCCCACGAGAUAUUAAGGGAUUCAAUUACUUGAGAUGGCUACAAGUAUGGAAAUGUAAUAGUUUGAAAUGUUUAUUCACACCAUCCAUAGCAGAACUUCUUGUGAAAUUAGAGGAAAUAGAAGUACAUGGCUGCAAUGAAAUGGAAGCAGUCCUUGCAAAAGAAUUAGGAGAUGAAGAGAAUAGAGAUGUGAUUGUAUUUCCUCUAGUGAAGACCCUCGAGCUCAUGAAUUUACAAAAGUUGGAAUGUUUUUACACCGAAGAUAAUCAUGCUUUUGAAUGGCCAUCUCUGGAUAGAAUAACAAUAACUGGAUGCCCCAAAUUAAAAAUGUUUGCUUCGACAAGUACAAAAACACCUAAGCUGAAGGGAGUGUAUACGAUCAUGUCCGAAACGCAUCUACUAUUGAAUGAAAGAGAUUUUCAACCAAUGAUAGAAGGAAACCUCAAUGCCACCAUACAACACAUUAUCAAGAAAAAGGCAAAUGCCGCAUCUGGGAUGGCUGUACAUGAUGAUUGCAAACUAAGGUUUUUAGAUCUGAAGGCAAAAAGAACUUACCGCUUUAUUGUUUACAAAAUUGAAGAGAAGCAAAAGCAGGUUUUUGUGGAGAAGCUUGGUGAACCAAGUGAUAGUUUUGAGGAUUUUUCUGCCAGCCUUCCUGCUGAUGAGUGCCGAUAUGCUGUGUAUGACUUUGACUUUGUGACAGAAGAGAAUGUCCCAAGGAGCCGGAUUGAGUUCAUUACUUGGUCCCCUGAUACUGCGAAAGUGAGAAGCAAGAUGAUUUAUGCGAGCUACAAGGACAGGUUCAAGAGAGAGUUGGAUGGUAUUCAGGUGGAGUUGCAAGCUACCGACCCUACCGAGAUGGGCCUCGAUGUUAUUAGAAGCCGGUCUAACUGAAAGUAAAAUGCCAGCUAUGCAAUGGAGAUAUCUCCAACUGUCUGAUUCAAUGUUUAUAGUUUGUGGAACUUAUUACUUGCUUUAAUCCUAUGAUGAUGGCUUUUUUUCACAUUUUAAAACAUCUUGAAUUCUUAUUUGUGGUUUUAUUGGGUUAUCACCUUUUAGUGUGAAUUUAUUAUACACUUAUUAUUA
Molecule: messenger RNA, 2668 nt
Organism: Carya illinoinensis
Lineage: Eukaryota; Viridiplantae; Streptophyta; Magnoliopsida; Fagales; Juglandaceae
Product: actin-depolymerizing factor 2-like
Exons: 5
Coding region: 188-2476 (762 amino acids)
Biological process (GO): actin filament depolymerization
Cellular component (GO): actin cytoskeleton; cytoplasm
Molecular function (GO): actin filament binding
Source: RefSeq, a predicted model, not a curated record